Messenger RNA from Talaromyces atroroseus, 585 nucleotides. RefSeq lists its product as hypothetical. The record is from RefSeq and is a predicted model, not a curated record. Lineage: Eukaryota; Fungi; Ascomycota; Eurotiomycetes; Eurotiales; Trichocomaceae. The transcript has a single exon. The coding region runs from base 1 to 585 and encodes 194 amino acids.
AUGUUGGAUCCCCUCACCCAAUACGAUAUUACCUUCAUCACUCCCUCCAAGAAGGAUAAUGGCGUCUUGAAGCCCAAGUUCAGGCAAGCCUACUCCUGCAUUCCCAUCCGCAUCACUAUUCCAAGACAAUCGCCGACUACGUUGCCGCCCAAUCCGCGAAUCGUCGUGACCGGGUUCGUGGCCAAGGUCCAUUACGGCGCCGGAUGUCAUUGUGAAAGCGCCAUCUUCGAAACUUUUGGUCUCUCGACUGCUGUUGACGGUGAUGGGUUUAGGGAGAUCAGAGGCAGUCAUAUGAGCAAAUGGAUUGGUUUUAAGGAAGGGGGGACUAUGCGUUUCUAUGGGCAUCAUAAUCAUCAUCAUAAUGCCAGUAUCGACAACAGGAAGCUUGACUGGCGCAACAGGGGCAUAUUGAUGAAGGGCUCAAGUCCUAAGACAGGCGUGGUUGAAGUGCGAAAUAUGGUUUGGCAUGUACCGGGGCUCUAUAAAAUCGCAUUUGAGCUGCAGUUUGACUCAGGGCAGCCAGUUGGGUGGACGCCGUGGCAGACUGUGGAGGUGCAGAGAGUGAGAAAGAAUGAGCAGCGUUGA